Physcomitrium patens is the source of this 1031-nucleotide messenger RNA. RefSeq lists its product as uncharacterized. NCBI's taxonomy places the organism in Eukaryota, Viridiplantae, Streptophyta, Bryopsida, Funariales, Funariaceae. The record is from RefSeq and is a predicted model, not a curated record.
AUGAAUGCUCGCUGGACGAUCCCAUGGCUUGGAUCGCCUUGGGAUCAUGGCCCAUGGGAGUCUUGGUUUAAACCUUGCUCCGCAGUCGUUAGACUUGGGUCGUCUUAAGAGCACGAGAGACAUGCACUCUUUCCCCUAACCCUCCUGGCUGGACGUUCUAAUUGCUUGGAUCGCCGUAGAAGGAAGAUGGAAGCGUGAGCAUUGAGAGUUUCUGACUACAAGUUCAAGCGAUUCUUGGGUUGGGUUCUAGGUUGCAGUAGAAGUUGUUUAGGCCCAGGUUUCAGUUCUUGAUUGCAAGUGAUUUGGUGUUGUAUGGCUGGCGCCGUGGAUCUACUCUAUCUCAUGGCUUUUGAAGCUUCCAAGAAGGUGCUUGUGCUCAAGUGUCUUCUGAGUGGUGACCGCUGCGAUUGGGUAGGCAUAGUCCCGCUGGGGCUGCUGGUAUUAGCAUUUAUGCUGUGGAUCUGCAGCACUGAUAAGUCAACUUGGCGGAGCGUGCUUGAACUCGCCUGGGCUGGCGGAAAGCCUUCUGGUGAAAAAGCUGAAGAUAUCGAGGCUGGACAGUACUCGUUCGCGGACCUUGACGAGGAUCUUGCUGCUGUUGUGGAGAGCCCGCAUCUCAGAGGAGGAAUUUUAGAUCAGCUCUCGGUCCUCAUUGAAUGAAGCUGAAGCAACUGUGACGACCAUCGCAUGAGGAGCCACAAGAAUCUGACGAUAUUGAAGCUGUUGGACGAAUAUCCAUUAAUUUAGCUACUGUUGUGUAAGUUCUGUUCAUCGUGGCACAAUAGAAAUGUAUAUGUGAUAUAGAAAGUAUUCUCCGAUGUAGGGUAAUGGAUUAUGGCAAAGCCUGUUUGAGAAAGACUUUAAAAGCUAUCCGCAGGACACAUGCAUAGAGUAGAACUGCGUUCCCUCUGAGGUAACUUUACAACACCCAUGGUCCUGAUCCCAGAUCAAUAUGCAUUUGCCCUAAAUUCCAUCAGCAAUGGAGUUAACUUAUGUUUCUAAAAAAGAAAAAAUAUAUUUAUGUGAAUGUU